AUGUUACUGACAAAGAUACCGUUCUUUCUCAAGAAUGUUCUCACUAAUGUCACUCAAUGUGAAUCAAAACAUGCUGAUGUUCUCGUACGUAAAUUUCUACAAGACAAGACAUCCUUCGUGAAAUUUUCAACAUCGAUACAACAGAAUGAGCGGCAAGAUUCGACAACAGAUCAAUCGUCCUCGCUUUCGACGAACACGGGUACACUGGAUAAAUUAUACAAAAAGAUCGAGAUUGAAGUCAGGGGAAAUGAUCCAGCAGUGUUGAAGAGCUAUGGACAAUUUGCAGUAAUGGCCGCAAAUUAUUUAAAUAUCAAUGUAUGUAGAAACACAGCACCACAUAAAGCUAUUCAUGAACGAUGGACGGUGCUGAAAUCUGCUCAUGUUCAUAAAAAGCAUCGAGUUCAGUACGAGAUCAGAACUUAUUAUCGUUAUUUGGAUUUUUUGAAAUUAACUGGGUCAACAGCAGAUACUUUUUUAGAAUAUCUUCAGAGAAAUUUGCCAGAAGGAGUAGCAAUGAAAGUGACCAAGGUUGAACUACAAAAGUUACCAGAAAGUAUAGCUGCAAAGUGUAAAGAAUAA
This is a messenger RNA of Camponotus floridanus (Florida carpenter ant), 579 nucleotides long. It is a transcript of the gene mRpS10, whose product is annotated as 28S ribosomal protein S10, mitochondrial. The transcript has 5 exons. The coding region runs from base 1 to 579 and encodes 192 amino acids. Gene Ontology annotation, cellular component: mitochondrial small ribosomal subunit; mitochondrion. NCBI's taxonomy places the organism in Eukaryota, Metazoa, Arthropoda, Insecta, Hymenoptera, Formicidae. The record is from RefSeq and is a predicted model, not a curated record.